Molecule: messenger RNA, 3875 nt
Organism: Frankliniella occidentalis (western flower thrips)
Lineage: Eukaryota; Metazoa; Arthropoda; Insecta; Thysanoptera; Thripidae
Gene: Pmp70
Product: ATP-binding cassette sub-family D member 3
Exons: 16
Coding region: 330-2309 (659 amino acids)
Biological process (GO): peroxisome organization; very long-chain fatty acid catabolic process; fatty acid beta-oxidation
Cellular component (GO): peroxisomal membrane
Molecular function (GO): ATP hydrolysis activity; ABC-type transporter activity; long-chain fatty acid transmembrane transporter activity
Source: RefSeq, a predicted model, not a curated record
UGAUGGGCCCCAGUCCGCGCUAGUCGCCCGUCCUCUUCGCGGGUAGCUCGCGGGUAGCUCGCGACCAGCGGUGCAGUGCGCGAGUGUGCGAGUGAGACAGAGAGUGCGCGUGCCAACCACCCCUUUUCCACCCCUCCCCUGCCCCCCUGCUCCUCGUGGGGUCUGUGUGCGUGUGUGACAGUGUAUGUGUGCUCUGCUGUCAGGCUGUCAGGAAAACUCUCCUGCUGGAUCAGCUGCGGAAGCCCCAUAACCUCUUCCCCAAGCAGAAGAGAAACCAGUAGUUUCACGGACCCACAUAGCAGUGUUGGUGUUUUCAACAAGUCGACACCAUGGCUCCGAAUAUCAGCAAGCUCGGCACCCCCAAGACAGUGUUGGCUGUGUCAUCGGCGGCCGUCACACUCUGGUUAAUUCGUCAGCUGACCAAAUCAACAAAGAGCAGGAAAUUGGAUCGGAAUGAAAUUCAGUAUCUUAUUGGAGAGAAAACUAAGUCAUCUAAAUCAAAGGCUCAGGUUGAUGCAGAAUUCUUUGGCCACCUUAAAAAACUUCUUAAAAUCAUCAUUCCAGGAUGGUUUUCUGCUGAAACCUCAUUUUGCAUCCUUGUUGCUGCAUCUCUUGUGGCUCGAUCCUUUUGCGAUAUAUGGAUGAUUCAAAAUGCAACCCAGGUCGAAACAGCUAUUGUUAGUAUGAAUAAGAAUCGAUUCAAGAGCACAUUAUUAGUUUUUUUUGCUGGUAUGCCUUUGAUUUCUGUUGUCAACAAUACUUUAAAAUGGAGUUUGGGAGAGCUAAAACUGCGCAUGAGGACUCGCAUGACUCAUCAUCUUUAUGAGCAGUACCUUAAGGGCUUCACAUACUACAAAAUGAAUAAUCUUGACACAAGAAUUGCCAAUGCAGAUCAACUCUUAACCCAAGAUGUGGACAAAUUUUGUGACUCAGUGACAGAAUUGUACUCUAAUAUUCUGAAGCCACUUCUAGAUAUUUUCAUUUAUGUGUAUCGACUUACGUCUGUUUUGGGAGGACAGACUCCAGCUACCAUGAUGGUUUAUUUGGUUGUGUCAGGAACAUUCCUGACUUAUCUACGUCGCCCUAUGGGUCGUAUGACAGCUGAAGAGCAAAAGCUUGAAGGAGAGUUCCGAUACAUUAACUCAAGACUUAUCACUAAUUCUGAAGAGAUUGCAUUCUACAACGGAAACAACCGUGAAAAACUCACUAUGCUUGUUUCUUUCAAAAGACUUGUUGACCAUCUUCGCAAUUGUUUAGAAUUCCGAACAGUUGUUGGUGUGGUGGACAACAUAGUAGCCAAAUAUUUUGCAACAGUAGUUGGAAUGAUAGCAUUCAGUAUUCCAUUUAUGAAUACUGAACAUGCUCAAUUGUCAAAAAUAGGACAAGAAGAAAGAUUCAGGUAUUACUACACCUAUGGAAGAAUGAUGGUAAAACUUGCUGAGGCCAUUGGGCGAUUAGUUCUCGCUGGCAGAGAAAUGACCCGCCUUGCUGGUUUUACAGCAAGAGUUACAGAACUCAUGAAUGUUUUGAAAGAUGUAAAUGAGGGUCAUUAUCAACGGACAAUGGUAACUGACAGUGCUGACAAAGAAGCUCCAGUGCAGCCUCUUAUUCCUGGAUCUGGUCGGAUGAUUUUCCAAGACAAUAUUAUUCGAUUUGACAAAGUCCCAUUGGUUACUCCCAAUGGCGAUAUUCUUGUAAAGGAGCUUUCAUUUGAAGUGAAGUCAGGAAUGAAUGUGUUGGUGUGUGGACCUAAUGGAUGUGGGAAGUCCUCCCUGUUCCGUAUCUUAGGAGAGCUUUGGCCAUUGUUUGGAGGUACUCUUACAAAGCCCCCUCGAGGAAAACUUUUCUACAUUCCUCAAAGACCAUACAUGACUUUGGGUUCAUUGAGGGACCAGGUUAUAUAUCCACAUACUCGUGAUGAGAUGCAACGCAGGGGUAAAACUGAUGCUGAUUUAACAAGACAUCUAGAACGAGUUCAGCUUUCCUACUUAUUAACUCGUGAAAAUGGAUGGGAUGCUGUUGCUGAUUGGAUUGAUGUUCUUUCUGGAGGAGAAAAGCAACGUAUUGCUAUGGCGCGCCUCUUCUACCAUGCUCCACAGUUUGCUAUACUUGAUGAAUGCACAAGUGCUGUGAGUGUCGAUGUGGAGGGUUCUAUGUAUGAUUACUGUCGGGAGGCAGGCAUUACUCUCUUCACUGUCAGCCACCGGCGGUCAUUAUGGAAACACCAUGAGUACUAUCUUCAAAUGGACGGACGUGGAGCCUUUGACUUCAAGAAAAUAGAGGCUGACACUGAAGAGUUUGGGUCAUGAACAAAACUUGCUUGUGAAGCUGCUUUUUAGAAAUUUGCAUGAUUAAGUUCAUUCAGCUACAUAUAAUUUGGGUUACUUCUCUAUUUUGUGAAUUUCCAGACAAUAUUCUUAGACAAAAUGUUUGUCAAUAAACUGUUCUGCUGUGUUACUGAUGUAGUGAUGUACGUUGUACUGAUGUCAUGUUUCUAGCUGCAUUUGCAAAUUUUAAGUCCAAUGCUUGAGUUCCAACAGAUGUACCUGAAAAUUUACUCAGUGUUGCUAUUGUGUAAAUAUUUCUGAAUCCUUCAGAUUUUGUAAAUCAAUUAGUGUUUUUAAAGUAAUUUUGUUAAGCUUAGCUGCAUAUUCAGUUACCUUACUUGCUGUGAAGUAUGAAUGGAAUCAAACCAGUGAAUAAGUUUUUGAUUAAUGCCUGUCUGGACUCGCUAAGAAGUAUUAUUGGAGUUUUGGUCAAAUGAAACUUUCAAUCUGAAGUUUUUGAUAAUUUUUUAUUGGUUUUGCAAUGGGAACUCAGGUCAGUGCAUCUAUCUUGUCUUUCAUAUUCUGUAGGGUGAAGAACUUAUCUACCUUUACCUGUUCAUUGACGAAGAAAAUAUUUUCUUUCUCCUUUUUUUCUUUUUGCUAUCUCUUGGUUCUAGAGAUUCCUAAAAAUUGUUGUGAUCCAUGCCCUUUUUUUAAUUUUUUAUUGAAUCAUUAUAGAUUUAGUCCCAAUACCUUUAAAAUUAAACAUUUAUAUUUGUUUAAUUUGUUGGUAGCUCUGACUCAAAGACUUUCCUAUUUGUGAUAAUCCAUUAUCAGAAAAAGAGAGCAUUUGUCACUGAAAUUUGAAUUAACGAAAAGGCCUACAUUUAAUUCUGUUAGGGGUGCAUGUUGUGAUGAUAAAUUUACUUAUUCAGUGAUAUAUUUAUGAUUUUUGUUGUAAAUAUUAUCCAAUGUUAUGUUAUGUUCUAUGAGUCUUCAGACAGUGCUGGCUCCUGUGUUUCUCUACUUGUUUCUUUUCCUUCCUUCUUAACGUGUAUUGGUUUACAGAUCCAAACCUUCUCAAUUUUGUUUAUUUAUUCAUCUAAUGGUUUUGAUAUAUUUUUUCUUUAAAAGUGAUUUCCUGCAAUCCUAUUUUUCUAAUUUGCUUUUAUACAUGGAAGAAGGGAUCCAUUGUUGUGAUAAUAUAAAAAAGGCAAACUUAUAUAAUUUUUUUUGUCUUAUUUUAUCUUGUUAUUUUAGGUUUGUGGAACAUUUGCUAAAGUUGUUGUCUGCUCAUGUUACAUAGCUAUAUCCAACUUCAAAUGAAACUGUGCUUGCUCAAAAUCUGCGCUCAGCACAACACACAAAUUUUUUGAUGCGUAGAGGCUUUUUUGGUGGAUGUAAAACAUAAUAUUCAAGAUGUUUUCACAGCCCUGGACCACCUUUACCUAUCUGUAAACGUAUCGAAUUCUGCUUUUGGCUAAACGCAGAUUUUGCACUGUCGUUGGUUUGUUUCUUGGUUGGAUAUUGCUUCUAAGUCUGUUUAAUACCUGUAAGUGUGAGGGGGACCAAUUUAAUGCAGCAGAAAAUAAAUAUUGUCCUCUUAAA